CAGACGCUGAUGCCUGCAGGUGAUGGUUCACUCCGCAGACCCCAGGCAUUUUCUGAGGAUACACGAGAGCCGGGCGGGGUCUUUAUGAAGCUGUCUGAACCGUGUCUUUUAAGGAAAAUUCAUUAACUUAUAUUUCUAACUGAGACAAAACAAUUCAAUAGAAAAUACUUUGUCGCAGCUGACAGCGGUGCGCAAGCGCGUGUGAAACGAUACAGGGAAUUUCAAGCAUAUCGAAGGAGUCCUCGCAUAUCUUUGCGUCUCAAGAAACACAUAAGGAGAGGACAAUCGCUGUUUUGACAAAAGAGGUGGUUUCAAGCUUUGUAUUGAUAAUUUCUGAAUCGUUUCUCUUCAAAUUCAAGUCUUCGGCUCGUCGUUAUCGAUCAUGGCAUGGCCCUGUAUCAGCAGGGCUUGCUGCAUCAACCGUUUCUGGACUGAGCUGGACAAAGGUGACAUUGCAGUGCCUUUGGUUUUCACCAAUUAUUCAGAUGUGGCCGAGGUGCAACAUCUGCACCCGCAGCCAAAAACGUUAAUUUCACAGAAGCCACCGGUCACAACAGAAAGCCAGCCUGCCCAUCAGGAGGCUUCGCCCAAAGCCGCAUUAGCAGCAUCUCAAGAUGGAUCAAGCGCUUCUGUGACGCGAGAGGAUUUCAAAGCUUGGAGUGUGCGUCCUGAGAGAAGCUGUAAACCCAGAAACGAGUAUCAGCCAUCCAAGACCCCUUUCAACAAUCAAACUCAGUAUCAGAAAGAUUAUAAACCGUGGCCCAUUCCGAAAAGGGGAGACCAUCCAUGGAUUCCCAAACCCACCCCCACUUCUGCUGCAUCCGUUAAAGCUGAGAGCAAGUUCUCAAAACAAGAGCAGGCCACUUCUGACGUUGAAACUGGAAUGGAGAAAUGUGAAAUCGAAGAGAAGCUGCAUGAAAAAGAGAGUAAAGAACCGAGAAAGAAGUUAGAUAAGAAAGAAAAGGUCCCAGAGGCUGUCAAAGAGGAGCAAGGGCCAACAGAUGUUGUAGUGGAAGGAAAGACGAGGUCGGCAGCAGAUGCACUGAACAGGCAGAUCAAGCAAGUCAAAUCUGGAAGCUCAUAUAGGACAGAGUUUAAGGCUUACACAGAUGUCAAACCUGUGAAACCCAUCAAAGCAAAAUCUCAGUACAAAAUCCUAGUAGAGGAAAAGACCAACCUGGAGACCAGUUACAGUGCCACCUAUAAAGGAGAGCAGGUCAAACCUCAGGCCGCAGAUAACAAGCUAAUGGAUCGCCGUCGGAUACGAAGCCUGUAUAGUGAACCUAGCAAAGAAUCCAGCAAGGUGGAGAGGCAUAAUGUAUCACUUUCAAAGCCAAAAAAGACAACAAGCCAUAGCAAAACAGUAAAAAAAGAAAAAAAGAAGCAAAUCGCAGGGAGUCAAACUGCCAAGAAGAAAACCUCAGUGAGCAGCCAGGAGCCAAAUCCAGAGGGAGGGGUCACCAAGAAAAGCAAAGAAAUGAUCAACAGACUAGCUGAGUCAAAAGAUUAAGUGCACUUUUGUGUUGGGGGUAUGGAGGCUAUGAUACAGAAUAGAGGACUCUUAUCCCCUUGUUCAUUACCUUACUCUUAUGGCCCUUCCUUCUGUGUCUUAACUUGCUUUAUUACUGUAUCAAGGCUUGUCUGCUUGAUUUGCCUUGACUGUCUAGUCUAUUAUGGAUCUAUUUUUGCUUUUACGCUGCUUCUGCUCCCUUUCCAUAUGCAUCAAUAGCUUUCUCUGUGGCAAAGAUCAUUCAUGGAACCUUGUUGCAUGCUGCCUCUGUGCAAAUAACCAGAAGCCUUAUAUAAGAUAAGGUUGUUGCUUUAUUUUGCAUUGAAAUCUAUUUACUGUAAACAAUAAUGGUCCUUUCUUUCAAGCAAUCUCAUGCGUGACAUUGACUUUUUAAAUAUAUGGAUCACACCAAAUUAGAUGCACUGGUAACAUUUCACUGCUGUUCAAUACACACAUUUGGAUCAUGUAAUGUAGUAUUCCUCACAUCCAAUCUACACUGAACACGAGAAGCAUGUUUAAUUUAGAUUGUGCGACAGAAUGUAAGACCACAAAUUAGCGAUCAGGAUAAUCACACUAGUCAACAAGUGCACGUAGUUCCAGUAUUACGUUUAAGAAUUUAGAUAUUUUAAAGCUAAUAUUUAAAGGUGCUGUAAGCGAUUUUGUUUUAUUAUGGAAUGCUGUGUGGAAAAUGUUUCUUUCCCCUUAAAGAUAUCACUGAAUUAAGUGUCCAGAGAUAUCUCAGCGGUCUCUUUGACAGCACUAGACUCUGUAAACAGCAAAUAGGGCUGUGACCGCAGGUUGUGGACAUUCUUUGACCAGCCAAUCAGAUGUGCUUUCUGCCUGUCAAUCAUUUUGCAUGUUCUCAUAGUGUUGUAGUUGAAGCGGUUUAUUCAGGUUUAAUGUCAUGGUCAGAUUCAUAAUAGUUGUCAGCUGAGCGCUAUUUUGCUACUGUUGUGUUUGACAACUGUAAGGCGGCGCAAUGCUGCUCACCGGUUCUGAUGACGGUUUCAACGGUAUCUUUGGAGGGCAUGUCUAAUUUAACGGCUCAGUCUCAUUGGCUAAAAUCACUUUCAGCACCUUUAAAAAUCUUUCAACAGCAGUGGCAGCCAUAACUGUUUUUAACAAUUUGAGGCAUGGUCUCUCUUGAAGUGUAAUAGUUACCGUGUAGAGCAUUAUGCUAUCAAAACAUACUUACAAUCAGCUUGCUAAGCUCUCAAUGAAUUGACAUUCAAAUGUGGUAUCAUAUCUGUCUGCUAUGUUAAGAGAGAAUUAAAACUGCCUGCAUUCCUUUCACAUAAUAUGUGAAUGAAAUGGGAAGAAUGCUGCUAACCAUACAGUUGAGGUCCAUCAUUUGGGACUGUAUGAGUUGAAUGCAGACAGAAGCAUGCCCAUCGUUGUCAUCUGUUUGUGAACCAUCUUUCUGUCCCAAUCUCUCCAGAGGGGUGAGAGCCCUCUUGGAUUUGUGCUCUUCCUGGGUCGUCCUAAACAUGUGCUGUGCACACACCAUUCUAGGUGCUAUCAAGCAUUAACAUUAGUGCCUGUAUAUUGAGCAAUGAAGGGCCAUCAGAUGUCCAAGUGGUUAUUCUGUGUGAUGUGCUUGUGUUGUGAGCUUGCAUUGAAUGAAAAUUAUUAAAACCAUU
Messenger RNA from Xyrauchen texanus (razorback sucker), 3150 nucleotides. RefSeq names its product microtubule-associated protein 6 homolog. Gene Ontology annotation, biological process: cytoskeleton-dependent intracellular transport; regulation of microtubule cytoskeleton organization; microtubule cytoskeleton organization. Gene Ontology annotation, molecular function: calmodulin binding; microtubule binding. Gene Ontology annotation, cellular component: microtubule; cis-Golgi network; Golgi-associated vesicle. The record is from RefSeq and is a predicted model, not a curated record. Lineage: Eukaryota; Metazoa; Chordata; Actinopteri; Cypriniformes; Catostomidae. The coding region runs from base 383 to 1510 and encodes 375 amino acids. The transcript is spliced from 3 exons.